AUGAGGGAGCAAAAUGAGGUGAAAUAUGUGAGGUCCGGAACACUUCGGCUCAUCAACAAACUUGCACACAGACGUAAGGUGUGCUGCUACUUCGUAUCGCUUACUGAUCGAAUUCUGAUUAGUCGGCGUUUAAAUGAGCUUUAUCACUCGAAAUCGUUGGAAAAAUUAGCAACAGACGACAAAUAUACACCUCAUUGGCCAAAUGAAAAGUAUAGAAACUGGAGCCUGUACGAUGAUUACUGGUAUGAUUGCUACAUGGGAAAUUCACCGCGCUCUCGUACCGAUCAAGCGCCAUACAGCAUGUGGAACUAUCCGUACAGCUCAUGGUUGAGACACAGGAAUUUUUUAUAUGAUCUUCCAUCAAUAUAUCCAUCCUACUACAGCAAGCACUACUACAGAUAUAAUGAUAAUGCCCGGUAUAUGUACUACCGUAAUUAUCUCACUUAUUACUCGCCACUGGAUCGUCACUGGCUUACGUCAACCAACAAAUAUGCAAAUUCCUACUAG
Gongylonema pulchrum is the source of this 507-nucleotide messenger RNA. The record is from the annotation of a GenBank genome assembly. NCBI's taxonomy places the organism in Eukaryota, Metazoa, Nematoda, Chromadorea, Rhabditida, Gongylonematidae.